Messenger RNA from Peronospora matthiolae, 381 nucleotides. Lineage: Eukaryota; Oomycota; Peronosporomycetes; Peronosporales; Peronosporaceae. The record is from the annotation of a GenBank genome assembly.
AUGGUCGUGUUCGAGCAAGAAGAACAAGAAGAAGAAGAAGGACGGGGAGGAGGGAAGGAGUUGCAUGGAAAAAAUAAGAGCGUCGGGCUGGUCGUCGUGUCCUUCUGCGAAGAUUCGACUGCUCGCAGCCAGGCGAAAAACGGGAGCCGUUGCCGCCUCGUGGACCACUUGUCGCACGAUCGCACGACCGUAUCCAAAGCGGAACAACGCGACGACGACCAUCACUCCGUGGGGAGCGCACGCAAAAUGCGCGGGCAUGAGAUAAACACGAGCCAGCGCAUUGGCAGCGUGCGAUCUUUGGUUCAUGCGACGCAUGUCAAAGAAGAUCUGCACGUAUCUUCUCCGGUCCUGCGAAAAACCUCGCUUCUGGAAACGGGGUAG